AUUUUUUGGAAAAUAACAGACUUGGUCAUCUUUCUCAUCUAUGGGCGAGAAAAUUUUCCAUUAAAGAAAAGUUAGCAAUGACCUCUCAACCCACAUUACUACUUCCUCUAUCCAUUCCUUAGCAUCUUCUUGAUUUUCCGGCCAGCCCAGAAAUGGCUGAUAAUCGGCCACCAUUGUCGUCAUCAUCAUCAUCCAGAGGUAGAAGCUAUGGAAGAGGAGCUUUCUUGGUUCCUUUCCUCUUGGCUUUUGCAACCUCAACUUUGAUCGCCUUCCAUAUUGCUUUUACUUCCCAACUCCACUCCAUAAUAAUCCAUCCUAAACAAACGCGCCUCCGCGUAAAGUCCCCGGCCGGAGAGUUUUCCAAGGGCGGUGGGCGGCCUAGUAUGAACUUUUCGUCUUCUUCGGCGGCUGUGUUGCCGGAUUAUUCUCCCCGUGUAUCAACGCCGGCGAGUCAACGGUCAUUGCCGGUUCAGGAUUCUGGUCGGAGUUUAGGAGGGGUUUCCGCCAGCUCAUCUGGGGCAAGGACAGGAAACGUGGGACAUGGAGUGUUUCACGACCAAGAUCUCUUUUUCGAAGAGUACGAGGAAAUGAAUGGGACCUUAAAGAUAUUCGUUUAUCCCCACAAGAAAGACGACCCCUUCGCGAAUGUUCUGUUACCGGUCGACGGCGAGCCCGGCGGCAACUACGCCAGCGAAAGCUACUUCAAGAAAUCCCUCUUCAAGAGCCAUUUCAUCACCCAAGACCCAAACGAGGCCCACCUCUUCUUCCUGCCCUUCUCCAUCGCUAGCCUGAGAAACGACAAGCGCAUCGGCGUAGGAGGGAUUAAGGAUUACGUCAGAGAUUACGUCUCUUACGUCAGCCACGAGUACCCUUUCUGGAACCGCUCCGCCGGCGCCGACCACUUCUACGUUUGCUGCCACUCCGUCGGGAGGUCGGCGAUGGAGAAAGCUGUUGACCUAAAAUUGAACGCCGUUCAGGUGGUUUGCUCUUCCAGCUACUUCUUGCCGGGGUACAUCGCCCACAAGGACGCUUCCAUCCCGCAGAUAUGGCCACGGAACGGGAACCCGCCGCGUCGACCGCCGCGAAAGCGGUCAACGCUGGCGUUCUACGCCGGAGCGAUGAACUCCCGGGUCCGGCGAGAUUUGGUCGGGCGGUGGAAGGACGACGAGGAGAUAUCCGUCCACGAAAGCCGCUUGAAAACGUCGUACGCGGAGGCGCUAUUGGGGAGCAAAUACUGCAUCCACGCAAAGGGGUACGAGAUCAACACUGCCCGAAUCGGCGACGCCAUCUACUACGGCUGCGUGCCGGUGAUAUUGGCAGACUUCUACGAUCUCCCGUUCGCCGACGUUUUGAAUUGGAAGAGCUUCUCAGUGGUGGUUUCGACGGCGGACAUAUUUCGGAUGAAGGAGAUACUUAAAGGGAUAGAUUACUCGGAUUAUGUGAAGCUGCAAAGCAAUGUGAUGAAGGUUCAGAGGCAUUUCCGGUGGAACAAUUUUCCGGCCGAUUUUGAUGCGUUUCAUAUGGCUAUGUAUGAGCUUUGGCUUCGAAGAGGUGUUUUAAGACUCUCUUGAUCAAGCUUAAAUAAAGUGUCCAAUGUACAUGCCAGGAUAAUAUAUAUAUAUAUAUAUAUAUAUAUA
Molecule: messenger RNA, 1637 nt
Organism: Cuscuta europaea
Lineage: Eukaryota; Viridiplantae; Streptophyta; Magnoliopsida; Solanales; Convolvulaceae
Source: the annotation of a GenBank genome assembly